AUUUCUAAAGUGUUUUUAUGUGUUUCAUGUCGACAAUUGUUUCCCCGUCCUAAGUCGAAUCCAACGAAGCAUCCCUUCCUCCUUUAUUUAAAUUACUUUUGUCCAAAGAUGUUGGUUUGAUGUCGACUGGACUCCCAAAAUGCAAGGCUGUUUUGGAUCAGUUAUGAUGGUGCUCUUGACAUUGUUACUUCCAUUGUAGAGCAUAACCUGUGUAGACAGUACAAACUCAAUUAUCCGAACUAGACGGGCGAGGAGUAUUUUGUUCGGGAAAUUGAUUUUUCGGAUAAUCGAUCCGAAAAUAUAACCAAGGACGGUAUACCGAACGUAGGAAGCAUGUUUACAUGUUCGAGAUUCUUACUCCAUUCAAUCAAUCUAUAAUAUAUACAGGCAUUGGAUAUUGUAGAUUUUUUGAUAUGUUACUAAUUAAAGUCAUGUUACAAGUUAAGGCAUAACUACAGGGUUUUACCCCGAAUAACAAUAAUAAUAUGGAGCAGAAACUUCGCGGAAGCUUUCCGUAAUUGUAAAAAGUAAAUUCCUCAAUCGCCGGUCUUGCUUAACACCGGACACUUGCUUUUCUGAUGUUGUUAUCUUAUGCCUUUUCAUCAUGAUCCAGACCCUAGAAAAUCUCCAGGGAUAUGAUAAUAACAACAAAACAUCGAUCACUUGUAAUAGAUAUGUCACCAGGAUAAAGUCAUAGAAGGAAUGAAGGAACCAGUGCUUUUCCCAUUGACCUAUUUCCAGAUGAAAGAAUUUCUGCAGAGGAUACUGCAAGUCAGCAGUGCUGGGAUAGAGAUUUAUCUACCAACUAAUGUCUUCAUAGAGUGAAAGAAAACUAAAAUCUAACUGAGAGAAUGUUUCAGAAAGUGAGCAAACGUUACAAAUGCAGCAUUUGUGGUAAAGUACUUACUACUAAAUGUAAUUUAGCUAUUCAUAGGCGCACUCAUACUGGGGAAAAGCCAUACCACUGUGAAGUGUGUGAGAAGGCAUUCUCUGUAAAAGCUUAUUUAACAGAACACAAGCGUAUACACACAGGAGAGAAGCCAUUUCACUGUGAAAUAUGUGGAAAAUCAUUUUCUGAUAAAGGUUACAUAAAGAUUCACAAACGUACUCACACUGGAGAGAAACCAUUUCAUUGUGAAAUCUGUGGCAAAGCAUUUUCACAGUUUCAUAAUGUAAGAAGUCAUCAACUCAUUCACACUGGAGAAAAACGAUACCAUUGUGAAAUCUGUGGCAAACCAUUUUCUCGACUUGGUAAUUUAUCAAGACAUAAACGUACUCACACUGGGGAGAAGCCAUAUAGGUGUGAUGAUUGUGGGAAAGCUUUUUCUAAUGUGAGUGAUUGUGAAAAACACAGAGGUGUGCACUCAAAACCUUACCACUGUGAAAUCUGUGAUAAAGCAUUUUCUGUGAAAGAAUCUUUGACAGUUCACAAACGUGUUCAUACCGGAGAGAAGCCAUAUCAUUGUGAAGUAUGUGGGAAAGGAUUUACAAGUAGUGGUACCUUAAUAAGGCAUAAACGUACUCACACAGGGGAAAAGCGACACCACUGUGAAAUCUGUGGAAAAGCAUUUCCUGAAAAAUAUGUUUUAACAUUACACAAACGGAUUCACACAGGAGAGAAACCAUAUCACUGUGAAGUUUGUGGAAAAGACUUUUCUGAUAGGUGCAGCUUAAAGAAACACAAUCGUAUUCAUACUGGAGAAAAACCACAUCACUGUGAAGUCUGUGGCAAAGCAUUUUCUCAAAAUGGGACUUUAAAAAGACACAGACGUAUUCACACAGGAGAGAAACCAUAUCACUGUUUAAUAUGUGGAAAAGAAUUUUCACAUAAGAGCAGCUUAACAGAACACACACGUAUUCAUACUGGAGAAAAGCCACACUACUGUGAAAUAUGUGGGAAAGCAUUUUCUGAAAAAUCUGUCCUAUUAGUUCAUAAACGUACUCAUACUGGAGAAAAACCAUAUCACUGUGAAGUUUGUGGGAAGGAAUUUUCCAAUAGUGGCAGCUUAAAAGGGCAUAUACGUACACACACUGGAGAGAAAGCACACCACUGUGGAAUCUGUGGCAAAACAUUUUCUAAUUUGAGGUGUUUAAUUAGACACAAUCGUACUCAUACUGGGGAAAAACCAUACAGCUGUAUUAUUUGUGGUAAAUCAUUUACUCGCAGUGAUUAUAUAUCUACUCAUAAAUGUACUGUUAAUGAUGGAGAUAAACCUUACCACUGACUUUUUCUACGAAAGUAUGUUAUAAAACCAUUUCGUUGUGAUAUUUGUAUUAAAGAAUUUAUGUAUAUGAAUGUUAUUAAAGUGCUAUAAAUGUUUAUAA
Octopus bimaculoides (California two-spot octopus) is the source of this 2325-nucleotide messenger RNA. RefSeq lists its product as uncharacterized. The record is from RefSeq and is a predicted model, not a curated record. NCBI's taxonomy places the organism in Eukaryota, Metazoa, Mollusca, Cephalopoda, Octopoda, Octopodidae. Gene Ontology annotation, biological process: regulation of transcription by RNA polymerase II. Gene Ontology annotation, cellular component: nucleus. Gene Ontology annotation, molecular function: DNA-binding transcription activator activity, RNA polymerase II-specific; RNA polymerase II cis-regulatory region sequence-specific DNA binding.